Messenger RNA from Caenorhabditis sp. 36 PRJEB53466, 778 nucleotides. The record is from the annotation of a GenBank genome assembly. NCBI's taxonomy places the organism in Eukaryota, Metazoa, Nematoda, Chromadorea, Rhabditida, Rhabditidae.
AUGGAGUGAGUUUUUUUGAGAAUUGGACGUUGUCCAAUAGUCAAACAGUUGAUAAGCGAUUAUUUUUGCAACUGGACACUUUGCAACCGCUUCUAUAGCGGAGUGGAGUCAGUUUUUAGUCAAAAACGCAAUAUAUCUCGGUUCACGGUAGAGAUAUCAAAAAGUUGUCAACAGAUAAAAUGUUCACAAUUUUCUCCUGUACAUUUUAUUACUUGACACCUUCUUGAUAUCUCUACCGACAGCCGACUCAAAUUGCUUUGAAUGGACAAUAUUGCUUUGCUCGGCGAAACGAAUCGCAUUAUGUUACAGUAGCCGUGAAAACGAUACGUUAAUGUCGAGUAAUUCGAGAGCCGACUCUUCCGAACGAAACGAACCGCCGAACAAGCCGAAAACGGUGACAAUCUCGUCGAAACGGUUUCACCUGACCAUCAUUUCGCUCGUCGUCAUCAUUGUUGCACUCGUCGGAGCCGUCAUCACCUUGGGAUUCAUCAUUGGCACCGCCGGAGGUGAGAAACUGGUGAAAUCGGUUUAAAAGUAAGACAAAAAACCGCCCAAAUAGGCAAUAAAAUGAGUUAGAGAAACGAUAAAACCCAAACGCAAAAUUGCACCGGAAUUUUCCAUUUUUUUCCAGAAAAAACGAGGUCUACUGAUGUUUGCACAAGCUGGCAAUGUUUUGGAGUUGUGGCAGAACUGGUACGUCGCAUUUAUACACUUUUACUUGAUACUUGAAGUCCGUUGGUUCUAGCUAAUAAAGCUGCGGACAAGCUCUCCUCAUUGA